This is a messenger RNA of Trypanosoma grayi, 966 nucleotides long. RefSeq names its product putative mitochondrial carrier protein. Gene Ontology annotation, biological process: folate import into mitochondrion; nucleotide transport. Gene Ontology annotation, molecular function: folic acid transmembrane transporter activity; FAD transmembrane transporter activity. Lineage: Eukaryota; Euglenozoa; Kinetoplastea; Trypanosomatida; Trypanosomatidae. The transcript has a single exon. The record is from RefSeq and is a predicted model, not a curated record. The coding region runs from base 1 to 966 and encodes 321 amino acids.
AUGACUGUGAGAGUAGUCGAUGCUGCGAAGCCAGAGCAGCACCAUCAGCAGCAGCAAAAGCGGGCGUCAGUCAUUACCCAUACAGUUGCAACACAGGCUGCUGGUGGCGUGAGUACCAUUGUGUUGUAUCCAAUUGAUGUUGUCAAGAUGCGCUUCAUGUCGCAAGAUGGCACCGUGCAGCGCCAGCACAACCGACAGACAUAUCGUUCAAUCAGUGAGGCCUUUGCAGCCAUUUACCGCGAGGAGGGGUUGCGGGCAUUGUUUCGCGGGUGCCAUGUGGCGGUCCUCGGCGCCGUCGUGGCGUGGGGUGUUUACAUGUACCUCUAUCGGUCUCUCUGUGCCGCUAGCGAGGCGUUGGUGUCACGUGACGGGCAGGGACGAAUGGAAGACUUCGUGCGUUGCUCGCUUCUCUCCGCUGUUGCCAGCUGCUCCUCGGCGCUUGUUUGCAACCCCAUUUGGCUUAUCAAGACCCGCAUGCAGCUCGAAGAGCUUGCGACGGGGAGCUCCCACGGCAGUACUGGGAACUACUCGUCCUUUAUUCGUGGGACGGUAUUCGCUGUUCGGAGCACCGGCUUUUGCUCGUUGUGGCGCGGCGUUUCCGCGCAGGUUCUCCUCGGCCUGCCGAACGCUCUUAACUUUCCCCUCUACGAAGUCUUCAAGUUUUACCGUCUGCAGCGUACAUGCCGAGACAGUCUGAGCACCCAAGACGUUUGCGUCUGUUCCACCGUAGCGAAGGCAUGUGUGACGGUGGCUGCUCACCCAAUUAAUGUCUUGAAGACCCGUCUGCAGGAUCACAGAAGUCGUUGUGGCGAGCUGCAGUACGUUUCACUCGUUCAGUCGGUGGUGCUCAUCUGGAAAAGACAUGGUGUGCGAGGCAUUUACCGAGGCAUAAUACCGGCCUUUCUGCAGUCAGUACCACGCUCGGUGCUGACCUUUGUGCUCUACGAGCGCUUUAUGCAUCUCUGA